UAAGACAUUUACGAUUACAAGUUAAUUCGGUUCUUGAAUUUACAAUUUUAUUAAUCGAUACAAUUGAUCGAUUUGAUUUGAACAAAAAUCACGAUGGAUGAUCGAACCGAAUCGAUUGGAUCAUCAUUUCCAGCUCCAAAUAUUGGCCGUUGUAUUUAUGGAUUUGUUUUAUUUCUAGUCUCAAUUGUUUCAUUGGUAAUCUAUUAUUUAUGGGCAUUCAUUCCAAGAUAUCUAAUCGAAAUGACUGGCAUUACAUAUUUUCCAUCCAAAUAUUGGGCCAUUUCAAUACCAAUAUUUUUCCUGAUGUUUAUAUUAUUAUUCGGUUUUGUUCUGUAUCCUGCCAUUAAUCUAUUUCUUACACCAUCAUUAACAAAUGUUUCAACCAUAUAUGAUCGAUAUUAUUGUAAAGCAGAUCUUAAAUCCUUUAAUAAUAAUGGUGAUUGGAAUCAAGGUAUACCUCAUAUUAAGGAUUUACCAUUGGAUUUUGUUUGUCAAAAAUUGUAUUUGAAAAAAAAUUUUUGAUUUAUAUUUCUUUUU
Molecule: messenger RNA, 537 nt
Organism: Dermatophagoides pteronyssinus (European house dust mite)
Lineage: Eukaryota; Metazoa; Arthropoda; Arachnida; Sarcoptiformes; Pyroglyphidae
Gene: PIG-P
Product: phosphatidylinositol glycan anchor biosynthesis class P
Biological process (GO): GPI anchor biosynthetic process
Cellular component (GO): endoplasmic reticulum
Molecular function (GO): phosphatidylinositol N-acetylglucosaminyltransferase activity
Source: RefSeq, a predicted model, not a curated record